Molecule: messenger RNA, 19033 nt
Organism: Monodelphis domestica (gray short-tailed opossum)
Lineage: Eukaryota; Metazoa; Chordata; Mammalia; Didelphimorphia; Didelphidae
Source: RefSeq, a predicted model, not a curated record
GGACGGCCUUCAAUGGUGGCUCUGCAGGGCACUUCUUCACAGGUCAUGGCUGCCCUCUGUGUGCCAUCCCCAGGCGGUCCUGCAGUGCCCCGGGACGUCCUGGGGAGAGGGGAGGCCACAGCUUGGUCUUCUCUCCAAAGGAGCACAACAGGCAGCAUCCCCGUCUCCCAGCUCCAGCCUCAGCCCAUCCGCACCCCCACCCCAGCCCUGCCCUGGAUUCUUCCAGCAGAAGCGGGGCGAGAUAGGAAAGCUGCUCCCCAGUGGCCAGGGCACUGUAAGGAGGCUGCUGCCAAGGUCCAGCCCAGAACAAUGUCUUCUGGAGUCUCUGCUUGGGUCCUGGCCCCUGUGCCUGAGGAUGAUGCUGGUCAGACACAAGAGGAGUGUAGCAGUGCUUCUUCACACUAUUCCAGUGAGACCUUGGAAUCCUGCAAAGAGGAGGAGGAGGUGGUGGUCAAAGAAGAAUGUCAGUUGGCCAAAGGGGAACCCUCUGACCGGUCAGUGCCUUCUGCAGAAUUCCAGGCUGUGUCCCUUGCCUCUGAGAGCCAUCCUGUGAGCAAGAAGCCGACACCAAGCUUCGAUGAUGGAGAUGAACCAGUGAGCCCAUUGGACUCUGUCGCCGUGGAAGCAAAAUUGAAUGAGAUGUGGAUCCAGGUUGUCAAGGCCAAAAAAGGUGCUGCUGGACAGCUCCAGGCAGGCCUCACAUCCCCAGUAGCAGAGCACGUCAGGUACCAUGGUGGUCGGUCACCUUACUAUGAAGAUGUGAAACCUGAGGUCCAGAGAGGACCUGCGGGCCUGGAGAGUGAAUCAUUGCCCCUGAACCUUCCAGAAGUUGCAGAGGCCUCAAAGGGAGCCCUGGAUGCUCUGCAGUCAUUUUGUGCCACUGAGAGAACCCCGAUUGGUCAGCAGCGGAACCCUCAGGAGGCAUGGAGUGGCAGGCAGCAAAGAUUGGGUGCAGAGAAGCCCAGGACACUUGAGAUGAACAGCUCUGUUCUUUCUCAUGUGAGAAACAGACUGUACCUGCAGAACCCGAGGGUGACACCCAACAAGGCUUCAGCAGUUAAAGAGCAUGAGAAUGCCCAGUGCCUGGAAUAUACUAAGAAAAAAGGAGAAGUAGGCCAGAAGACCUUUCGGCGCAAGAAAAUAAGUUUCAUGGAUUCAGCGCUACACAAAGAGAAGAUGGAAGAGCGUCGCCAUGCCAAAAUAUGAUCAUCAGGAAGUGCUAUUGAGUCAAUGAUCCAUAAUGCCAGCAGCCCUAUGAGGGUGACAUCUGUGAACUGGAGGUAGACUUCUGUCUUGAUGGGAAGCUGAGACAGUGACUUUUUGGCAUGGACUAAGGUAAGCCUCUUAUAACUUGAUUUCCCUAGUGUGAUAUUUCCUCUUGAAUGGAAAAAUUUCCCCACCUAACUUGAUUCUAAGCCUUGCUGUGGCAUUUUUGUCAAUGUAAUUGGAUUCUUACAGGAUUCUUGCCUAGAGUUGAUGUCAGGCUAGAGGACCAUCCUUCCCUAUACUAUAGUCAUCUUUUAUGAUAACUAUCUAUAAUCAUGGUAAGCAAUCAGUGGAAUAUAUGAACAUGAUAUUAAAUCUUUAUCUCAUAGACAAAGGCUAGAAUACAUCUAAGCUACAAUUUGUAAGAUCUGAGCUAUUCAACCUGUAAUUGUAGUCCUUUACAUACCCUUGAAACAACAAAGUAAAUUUGGGAUAGGAAUAGUAUUUGGGCUUGUCAUAUGACUGAUGUUAUUAAUUAUAUAUUGAUACAUAAGAUAAGAUCCUUCAAAUAUCUCAGAAUGGUAUGGGAAUAAUUAGACAGUGAUGUUGGAAUUUGUGAAAUAAGGAUAUAAUUCUACUAUUUAGUGAGGUUACAUCAGGAACAUUUUUCUGGUCUAUAAAAGAAUUUCAAUGUAAUCUGUUAUCUUAAUUAAGAGUGAUUAAUGAUCUGUCUUGGGUUACCUCAAAGAGGCAUCCAAUUUUACUUACAUUUGUUAAUUUAAUAUGUGACUAUAAAGAGAAUGUUCGGAAAUAAAAGCCAAUUAUACAGGGGUUUGAAGAAGAUCUGAAAGAGUGGUCUAUGUGGCUAUCUAGUUCAUUUGGGCCUGGCUAGUAACUGAAUAUGUUUUUCUACAGAUAACGCACUUAAUACAAUUUGGAAUAAUUUACCUAGUCUAUUUACACACCCAUCCCGAGUCUGUUGUUACAAUAGGAGUAGAAUAUAAGCAUCUUCUGUGUAAAUUCAUUUGGGUGACCAUCAAACUUAGGCAUACAAUCAUUUUCUUACAAAGGGUGUUGUUACCUAGGUGCUUAUGUAUCGGAUUGAAUCCUUAGCAGUAUUUCUUCCUCCUAAAUGAGCACUAAGGUGAAUAUCUAGAUCUAUUAAAUUCCCUUCUCCCUCCAUUUCCCUCCCUUUUGAUACUCCCUGCCCCUCUCCCCACCCUUGGGUUUCCCCUCUCAACUUCCCUGUAGGGUAAUAUAGAAUUCUAUACAAGGUGAAUAAUUAGAGUAAAUAAUUGGAGUGAAAAUUUUUGGCAAGAUCAGAUGACUAUACACAUCAAAUAAUUGUUACUAAUGGGAUACAAAGGCCUUGAGCAUGUUCUUAUGACAAGUUGUAAACACUGGGUUCUGAAAUUUCUAAUUUCUCAGCAAUUAUUUGAAUUUCAUGAAUAUAUCGAUCUUACAAUUAUAGGUAAUAAACUAAGUUUCUUUUCUUUCUGGGACUUGAAGCCUGAGAUGAAGAAUGAACAAGAUAAAUGUCAGAUACUGGAAAAGAUUAAAAUGUUUAAUGAAAAGGACUUAUUUUAAAGGUCAGAUCCUCAUAUUCUUUUAGAUUCCUCCUUCAGCCUGUUGAUCAGUUGAGCAGUUUCUUUUUUUUAUUUUAUAGUAUUUUAUUUGUUCAUUUCCAUGCAUUAUUCAUUAAAGACAAAGAUCAUUUUCUUUUCCUCCCCCCCACCCCCCGUAGCCGACACGUGAUUCCACUGGGUAUCACAUGUGUUCUUGCUUCGAACCCAUUGCCAUGUUGUUAAUAUUUGCAUUAGAGUGUUCGUUUAGAGUCUCUCCUCUGUCAUGUCCCCUCAACCGCUGUAGUCAGGCAGCAGAUAUGGAGGAUCUCCAAAGCUCUGGCCAGGCUGCCAGGUCUAUGCUCCUUCUAGGCUGCCAUCUUGACUUCCCCUCUAGGUUUCUGUUUUUUUCAGAAGACCCUGCUCUCUAAAGGGGGAGGGGUCUCUCUGGGCUCUGAGGGCUCCUGAUGGGAUUAGGUUCAGCUGGUUCUUUCAGAAGACCCUGCUCUCUAAGAGGGGAGGGGUCUCUCUGGGCUCUGAGGGCUCCUGAUGGGAUUAGGUUCACCUGGUUUGGGCCAAAUGAGCCCUGAUGCAAUAAGCCUCCUCCUCCACAGUCUGUGUUGAAUGCCUGGAGACUGGCCCGGGUUGUUUUCAAGGUAUCCCUUCACUAGCCCUGAGGUUUUUGUUCUUUCAGAAGCUCUGAGGGCUCCUGAUGGGAUUAGGUUCAGGUGGUGUGGGCUGAAUGAUCCCAGAGCCAAAAAAAAGGAAGAAAAAAAAGCAGCAACCUCCUUCUCCACAGUCUGUGUUGAAUGCCCGGAAACUGGCCCUGGUUACUUUCAAGGUAAGCUCUUCGGAGCAACCCCUUUGCCAGCCCUGAGUUUUCUGUCCUUUCAGUAGCUCUGAGGGCUCCUGAUGGGACUGGGUUCAGCUGGUGCCCUAAAGCUGGGGCCUCCCUUGAGACUCAGAUGGAAGGACCCAGCCAGGGGGCUACCAGCUUCCCCCUUCUCUCUCUGUUUCCCUGCUGUCUGUGUUGGGUGCCCCGGAGACUGGCUCAGGUUGCUUUCAAGGUGAGUCCUCAGAGCCCUGAGGUUCCCGCUGCUGCUGUGGGCUCAGCACUCUGGGUUGGAGGGGAUAGGUCCUGGGACCUUCUUUCUGUCUACCCCUUAGAUCCGAGUGAUCUAGGGUUCUAGCUUUUGGGGUGUGGUACCUUUUGAUCCAGGUCCAGGAGGAGGUUUCCCCAGGUCUAUCCUGUUGUUGUUCGGUGGCCUAGGAGCACCCUGUUUGCGAUCCGUAAGGAAGGGUUUCUGAGGUCUGAACUUUCGCUGCUUCUAAGCCACCAUCUUGACCGGAAGUCGAUCGGCAGUUUCUUAAUCAAUCAUCUGGUUUGAAUAAGGAUAGGAGCAGCAAGGAGUAGGGAAACUCUUUUAGGGUGGAGUUUCUUAAUUUGAUAUUUUUCAUAUGAAUGAGAUUAAGACCAGAAGGUUUGAGCUAGUUUUCACCACAUGACUGAGCUUUUUUGGAAGAAAUUUUAGCAGAAAAAAAUUGUCUGCCCUAUGUAAGACCUUCUUACCAGAAGGGACUGCUCCCAACAGCUCCUGUUCAUGAAUCUGUCAACUUCUCUUCCCUUUUCCCCCUCACACUAUUCCCACUAUGUCAAAACACCUAAGUUUCACAGUUAAAAAUCCCCAGCAAAGUGUUUGUCAUACCAAUUAGUGAUUCAUUGAGGAGACCCUGUAUUUCUCAAGUGAAUGAAAGGGAAAUGAGGAGAAUUAUACAAUUAAUACAAUAUGUAUUAAUAGCAGUUUUUAAUAUUCUCCUUUCUGGACAGUGUGAGCCCCUCCUUCCAGAUCCCACAUCCUGGUAUGCCUAGCUUUAAGGCUUUUUUGCUCUUAAUCAGUUUGGGCUUGGGCUAGUGGGGAUUAGGGGGACUACCAAGAGUAACCAAAGUGCUCUGGUGAUACUAACCAAAAUGAAGUUGGAAUCUUAUGUAUGACCAAGCCUCACCCCUCACAUGACACCCCACCCCUUCCUCUCUUGAGUCCAUAGAAAUUUUUCUAUCAUUUUUCACAGUGGAUGCCCAUGUACUCAGGGGCAUGACUGUGCCCAGAUUCACAUGAUCUUCUUAAAUUCUCAAUUGAAGAUGUCUUCUUCGCUUAUAUGUGAGUUUGAUUUUAGAACCCUACAGUUAAAACUGAAUAGAAAAAUAAGAUUCAUUUCCCACAAUAAUACUAUGUGUUUUCAGGACCAUCUGAGUUGUGGUAAUUCCUGUUCUAAGAACCUUCCCAGCUCUGAUAAUGUAGGUGUUAUGGUCUAAGCUAGUCCUGUAAUUAUAUGUCAUAGGUACUUUCCUGGCUCUUUUCUCCCUUCUUUGAAGUUCUCUGCCAUCUCUAACGACUCUCUCCUCUCUGGCUUUUCCCAGGUUUCACAUUUUGUAUUAUGACAGCCCUGUUCUCAGGCUCUGAACAUCUCUCACAUUUGAUGUUUUUUUUAAUAUUAAUUUUAUUUUAUUGAUUAUGAUUCAUGUUCUUUCCCUCCCCUCCCAUAGCCAAUGCACAAUUCCACUGGGUUUUACAUGCAUCAUUAAUUAAGACCUAUUUCCAUAUUAUUAGUAUUUGCACUGGGGUGAUCAUUUAGAGUCUACCCAAUCCUAUCCCCAUCGACCCAUGUGAUCAAGCAGUUGUUUUCCUUCUGCAUUUCUGCUCCCACAGUUCUUUCUCUGGAUGUGGACAACAUCUUUCUCAUAAGUCCUUCAGAAUUGCCCUGGGUCAUUGCAUUGCUGCUAGUAGAGAAGUUCAUUACAUGUGAUUGUAACACAGUGUAUCAGUCUCUGUGUACAAUGUUCUCCUGGUUCUGCUCAUUUCAUUCUGCAUCACUUCUUGGAGGCCCUUUUAGUUUAUUAUUCCUUUUAGCACAAUAGUAUUCCAUCACCAACAUAUACCACAAUUUGUUCAGUCAUUCCCCAAUCGAAGGGCAUCCCCUCAUUUGCCAUUUUUUUGCCACCACAAAGAGAGUGGCUGUAAAUAUUUUGGUACAAGUCUUUUUCCUUAUUAUCUCUUUUUUGAACAUAGUUCCAAAUUGCAAUCCACAAUGGAUGGAUCAAUUCACAACUCCACCAGCAAUGCAUCAAUGUCCCUGUUUUGUCACAUCCCCUCCAACAUUGAUUACUUUCUUUUGCGGUCAUGUUAGCCACUUGAAUUUGAUGUUGCAAGAUGCCUCACUGUUGUGAUAUUAUUUGUCCUACAUUCCUUCCCAAAUUUGGUGGUUUCUAUUUGAAAAUCCAUUUCUACCAUCUUGAGUUGGACUUUCAUUCCAGUGUAGAAAUUUUCUAUUUUAAGUUCUACUCAACCUUCAGGAUAUUCCUUUGUGAACAUCUCCAAGUCAACUGUUUCUAAAGAAUCUCCCACCCUGCCAUUGUUUUUCCAAUUCUACUUAAUCUAUCGAUAUGCAAGGUUUUUGUCUUUACUAAUCAUUCAUUUAUUGAGUUUUAUUAUAUUUAGUUAUACAUAUUGUAAACCUCAAAAUUUCUUAGACUUAUAAAUGUUGGAAAUUUCACCAUUGGGAAAUUUCAUACUUGAAAAAUUUCCUAUUGAUAGUGGGUCUUGACUAUUGGAAUGUGAACCCCAUUGGCAUGGGAGGUUCCUCCUUCUCCCUUCUUAAGAUUACUUUAGGACAAAAACCUUUUGCUGAACAAUGGAAAGGACUUUGACCUAUGCUUAAGCAUAGAACAGGAAUUUCUUUGAGUCAUGAUUGAUUUUAGAAUUGAUACAAUGGAGAUACUUGGAAUCAAUCUUCACCCUAUUCAGUCCUAACAGGAUUGAGUAAGGGCUGCAGCCUAGAUCAAAAUUUAAUUAUUUCAAUCUCUACCCUACUCAGGUUAACAGGAUUUAGAAAGGGCUGUAGCAAAGGAUCAAAGAUUUAAUUAUUUGAAAAUAUGACCUUCAACAGACAUGUGCAAAGCCAGAGACCUCUGGGCGGUCCUGGGUUAAGCUAGAGCCUCCCUUGGCACAGGGAAAUUGAUGGACAGGUGAUUGGUAGAUGUGAGGACUGAGGGGAGGGAACUUGGAUGGGUUUCCUUAAGGAUAGGGGGGUCUGAAGACUCGAGGUGGUGGUUGAGGAGUUGGUCUGAGUGGUUGGUGUGUGCUCUGAGAAGCUUGCUCUGAAGGAAGCUGAAGGUGGGGGCCUCUGAGACUGUUUCUCCAUUUUGGUCACGUGAGUAAUAGGGACUGAUCUCUUUUCUUUGCCCCAGCUAUCUAAGGGCUUGGGCCUUUUGGCCCAGCCUAAACAGAAGGGGUAUUUAAGCUCUAUUCCCUUCUCUCCCUUUUCUCUCUCUCUAUCUCUAAUUCCUUUCUUCCUCCUAUUGUAAUUAAACUCCAUAAAAGAUUGACUGCUGACUUAAGUUUUCAUUUAGGAAUUACAUAGCUGAAUUCCUUGGCGACCUUAAAUUAAUAUAUAUCAGUCUUUUAAAGUGAUUUCCUUGUCACAAUAUUUUGUAGCAAUGCAAUUAUUUAAAAUAGUGAAUGUUGUCACCUUUAAAACUGGGUCUUUAAUGCCUUAUUUUAAAAAUGUUUCCAAUUCCUCAUGAAUAGUAGCAGUAUCUGGAUUAAAUUGGUACAUGACAUUUUAUUUUUCUUAGUGAAUUAUAAUCUUCCCCCAGUUUUCAUCUUUUUUAGGUAAUAUAUAUUUAUCUUUCUACAUCGACUAUUUGGAACCCAAUUUUGAAAUCAGAGCAUUAUCAUGGUACUGAUAAAAAAUACAUUGAAACAUAGGUGGAAUGCCGUUCCCUAAAUAUAUUUUGAUAUUGGUUUUUAAAUUUACUUAUUGCUCCCCAAUAAUUAGAACUGUGAGCACAGAAACAGAAUUUCUUCCCACCAAUGAAAUGAUGUUUUCCCAGGACCAAACAUUCUCUGAUAAUCUUUGUUCUAAGAGUUUCCCCAGCUCUGACUGGGUGCAGUUGUAUGACCCAGGCUAGUCCUGAAAUUGCAGUUCAUAAGGGCUCUGUGAUCUCUCAUACUCCAAGUGCUGUGCUUUCUCUGACAUUCCCUUCUCUGUGGUUUUUUCUGGGCCUGGCAUUCUGUGUUCUCAUAUCCCACGGAAUUAGGCAAUUUUAGUUCUCUGACUCUCACCAUCUCUCUUUCUGUGAUUUAAAUCCCCUCCCACUCUCAAUAAUCUAUGUUGGAUGAUGCCAUCUUGCUCAGGCUCCAUUCAUUCUAAAUCACCACCAAGUUUAGACAUUCAGACAUUAGACAUUAGACUCUUUAUCUGGUAACAGACAGCCUGGAUUAAGUUCCAAACAUAUUCUCUUGAAAGUUCUUCCAAAUUAGACAUUCAAUUUUCUAAAGACUCCCCUAGCUGUAUAACUUUAUGGUUAAAAUCCCCUUCCACAUCCAAUCUGUGAUUGAUUUUUUCCUUUUUACUUACUUAUUCAGUUUUAGUUUAUCAAAUUAUAUAUAUAUAUACAAUAUUGCUAUUUGAGAGCACAAAUUCUUUCUUUUUUGAAAUCAGGGUAUAUACUUUAUUUUUUCCAAUGAAUACUGACCACUCAAUAACAAUUAUAUUGAUAUAUACAACAACCUUAACCUGUAAGUAAUUAAUGGGCUAUUUAUUUCCUUUUCUUUUCCUCUUUUAAAAAGUGGGAACCAGGUUAAAUGCCAUAUAUAUGUUCACCUUUCAUCUUUGGUAUAUGAGUUUCAAUGAAGGGCAUCAGAAUUGUACUGAUAUCAAUUAUACUGAAAUAUAUAGAUAUAGUAGCUUAUACCCUAAAUCGACUUUAUUUCUGUGAAUUUGCCUGCCCUUCCUCAUAAGAAGCAAAACUCCUUCCUAGGGACAGUAUUGUGUUUUCUCAGGAUUAUCUGAGCUCUGAUAAUCUUGUCAAUUAGGAAUUCUCCAAGCUCUGACUUUGAGGUUUUAUGAACAAGGCCAGUCUUGAAAUUGCCCUGUCAGUGCUUAUAUUCCUUUUUCUAAGUGCCUUCCUAAUGCUGAUAUUCUAUUUCCUCUGACUUCUCCCAGGCCUGACAUUCUAUGUGCUCAGAUUAUUUCAAAUGUGAUGAUUUCAGUUUUGUGUCUAACCAUUUCCUCCACAACUCAGGCCAUUGAUUCUAAAUUUUAUCCAUGAAAUUUAAGCAUUCUCUGUUGGACAUACUUUCUCAAGUUUCAUCAUCUAGACAUUAUGCCAACUUCCUAUUCCGAUAGCCUUGACUGACAUCCCUUGACUGACAACUAAUAUCCAUCCUCCAAUGUGUUGUCUUGUAAGGCACCUCCAAGGUUGAACAUUCUAUUUUCUAAAGACUUUCCUAGCCUAGUGAUUUUAUGUUCAAAAUCCUUUCUGUUCUUUAAUAUUCUACAGUAUGUUUUCCUUUUCAAUUAUUUAAUCAGUUUUAUUAUAUUAGAUGGAUUGUGUUUAUUGGCAAUACAAUACAAUGAUUUAAAAUCACAAAUUGCUCCCCUUGUGCAACCAAAUGUAACAGGCCCAUUCAUUAACAAUGAUAGUAACAUGUAUAGCAGCUCAUGAGAACAUUGUAUGCAAUUACUUUGUCUUCCUUCCUUCCUUCCUUCCUUCCUUCCUUCCUUCCUUCCUUCCUUCCUUCCUUCCUUCCUUCCUUCCUUCCUUCCUUCCUUCCUUCCUUCCUUCCUUCCUUCUCUCCUUCUCUCCUUCUCUCCUUCUCUCCUUCUCUCUCUCUCUCUCUCUUUCUCUCUCUCCCUCUCCCUCUCUCCCUCUCCCUCUCCCUCUCCCUUUCUUCCUCCCAGGUUAUGCUGGACAUGAAUUGUAAUUCAGAGGAUCACUAUUGUGCUGAUAUGAAUUAUAAUAUAAUACAAUGUAAAUUGCUCCUCAUACUUGAAAUAAACCUUUUUGGGAGUAUUUAUUUACUUGUCCUAGGUGCAACUCUGAGCAUAGAAAUAAAACUCAUUCUUAUCAAUAAUAAUCUUAUAUUCUCAGAACCAUCUGUGCUCUGAUAACCUAUGUUCAAAGAACCCUCCCAGUUCUGAAAUCAUACAAUUUUUUGGCCCAAGUUUGUCUUGAAAUUGCCUGUCCUUAUUGUUUGUGUACUCAAAUAUUCUUUUUUUUUCCUAAGCACCUGUCUGCCUCAACAUUCUCUUCUCUAUGGUUUCUUCUGGGCCUGACAUUCUGUGUGUUCACAUCCCAUAGAACCAGAUAAUUUCUUUUGUCUGCUUUUAGCUAUCUCUCACUUUCUGUGAGAUCUGUGAUCUAAAAACCCUCCUAAGUUUGAUAUUCUAGAUCAGAUGGUGAUGUCUAGCUCAGACUCCAUUGAUUUGAAAUUACCUCCAGGCUCUCAGACAUUCUACAUUGGUUGUAUCUUCUCAAGUCCCAUGUUUUGGAUACUAUGUCAACUCUAAUUUCUGAUAGAGCCUGGAUGACUGACAUUCUAGCACUGAAAUUCUCCAUUCUAAGUUCUAUCUUCUAAUAUAUUCUCUUGAAAGUCAGAUGUAUUUUUCUAAAGUCCCUCCCAGUCUACUUAAUUAUGUUAAAAAACCUUUCCAUUCUUUGAUAUACUGUGGAUUCCUCCUCACUUUCAAUUAUUUAAUAAGUUUUUAGCUAUUAGAUGGCAUAUUUAUUACAAAUACAAUUAUUUAAAAUCACUUUGUUUCCUUGUUGAAUCCUAUGUAUUUACCUUCUUCUUAAAAAAAUAAUAUUAAAAAUAUUAUUCAUUAACAAUAAUAUUAGUGUGUAUAGCAUCUUGACAGCACUGCAAGCAAUUAUUUGGGGGGGGGCUCAGUUUCUUUUUCCCCUUUUAUUUGUUUAAAUCUGAUGAGGUAUAGAAUAUUCAAGCUUUUACUUUGGCUAUGUGAUUUAGGACAUAAUUUUGAAUCCAGAGAAUCACCAUUGUGCUUAUUGAUAUUAUACAGAGAUAAAAGUUUUAUUUAAUACCAUAAAUAUCCUUUUUCAACAUUUUACAAUUUUAAUUUGCUUUCUACAUGAUUUGUAUUCCUAAGCACAUAAACAAGACAUCUUCCCAAUAAUGAUGUUGAGUAUCUCAGGUUCAUCUGACCUUUAAAAUUCAUUAUUCUAAGAGCUCUUGUGGUUUCAUGGCUAAAGCUAGCCCUGAAAUAUCAUAUUCUGAGGGCUUUCUUGGCUUUGACAACCUUUCUUCCAAGUGUCUGGCCUGCGUUGACAUGCUCUUCUCCCAGGCCUUAUAUUUUGUGUGCUCACAUUCAAUGAAAUAAGAAAAUAUCUGUUCUUGGGUUCUGAAAACUGUGUUCUAUACCCUCUUACCUUUCUAGGGUCCCAUCCAGUUCCCUCCAAGUUCAUUCAUUCUCUGUUCUACAUUUUCUCUCAUCUGCUAUUCUGUCUUUUAUAUCAAUUCCUGCUUUUCACACUUAGAGGACUGCUGUCCUAGCUCUGGAAGUCUAUAUUCUAAUAUUUACCAAAUCUCAAGUAUAUUCUCUUUGAAGACACUACUAUGCCAGAAAUUAUAUAUUUUUUAUUUUUAAUCUGCAUUAUUAGCAUUUUCUCCAUCAUUUUCUUUUUUUUAAAUUUUAUAGUAUUUUAUUUGAUCAUUUCCAUGCAUUAUUCAUUAAAGACAAAGAUCAUUUUCUUUUCCUCCCCCCCACCCCCCGUAGCCGACACGUGAUUCCACUGGGUAUCACAUAUGUUCUUGCUUCGAACCCAUUGCCAUGUUGUUAAUAUUUGCAUUAGAGUGUUCGUUUAGAGUCUCUCCUCUGUCAUGUCCCCUCAACCGCUGUAGUCAGGCAGCAGAUAUGGAGGAUCUCCAAAGCUCUGGCCAGGCUGCCAGGUCUAUGCUCCUUCUAGGCUGCCAUCUUGACUUCCCCUCUAGGUUUCUGUUUUUUUCAGAAGACCCUGCUCUCUAAUGGGGGAGGGGUAGUGGCCUCUCUGGGCUCUGAGGGCUCCUGAUGGGAUUAGGUUCACCUGGUUUGGGCCAAAUGAGCCCUGAUGCAAUAAGCCUCCUCCUCCACAGUCUGUGUUGAAUGCCUGGAGACUGGCCCGGGUUGUUUUCAAGGUAUCCCUUCACUAGCCCUGAGGUUUUUGUUCUUUCAGAAGCUCUGAGGGCUCCUGAUGGGAUUAGGUUCAGGUGGUGUGGGCUGAAUGAUCCCAGAGCCAAAAAAAAGGAAGAAAAAAAAGCAGCAACCUCCUUCUCCACAGUCUGUGUUGAAUGCCCGGAAACUGGCCCUGGUUACUUUCAAGGUAAGCUCUUCGGAGCAACCCCUUUGCCAGCCCUGAGUUUUCUGUCCUUUCAGUAGCUCUGAGGGCUCCUGAUGGGACUGGGUUCAGCUGGUGCCCUAAAGCUGGGGCCUCCCUUGAGACUCAGAUGGAAGGACCCAGCCAGGGGGCUACCAGCUUCCCCCUUCUCUCUCUGUUUCCCUGCUGUCUGUGUUGGGUGCCCCGGAGACUGGCUCAGGUUGCUUUCAAGGUGAGUCCUCAGAGCCCUGAGGUUCCCGCUGCUGCUGUGGGCUCAGCACUCUGGGUUGGAGGGGAUAGGUCCUGGGACCUUCUUUCUGUCUACCCCUUAGAUCCGAGUGAUCUAGGGUUCUAGCUUUUGGGGGGCCGUACCUUUUGGUUCAGGUCCAGGAGGAGGUUUCCCCAGGUCUAUCCUGUUGUUCAGCUUGAAUUUCGGUGGCGUAGGAGCACUCUGUUUGUGAUCAGUAAGGAAGGAUUUCCGAGGUCUGAACUUUCGCUGCUUCUAAGCCGCCAUCUUGACCAGAAGUCCGGAAAAAAAAGAGAAAUUAUAUUUUCUAAAGAUUCUUCUAGCCCUUUCUCUUUUUUUGGGUCAAAGUCCUAUUUUCCUCUCAUAUUCUAUGAUUUAAAUUUUUUCACUUAUUCAAUUUUGUAUAUAAAAUGAUAUAUGUACUAGCAAUUAAAUUAUUUAAGAUCACAAUUUUUCCCACUGUGAAUCCUGUAUAUUUCCCUCAAUAUUUUCCAUAACACAUCAAGAAAAACAGUGCAAUGUGCAAAGAGUGGGGGGCAAAUAGAUGAAAAUGUGAAGUAUAGGAAAAGCAACUGACCUACAAAAUAGAUGGAGGGAGAAUUCCAGAAUCACUGGACUAUCUGACAAACACAAUUAACCAAAGAGCCUUGAUAUGUGAUUUCAAAAAGUUUUAGAGAACUAUGUCCAGAUAGCUUGUAACCAAAGGGCAAAGUCACAAUUAAAAGUAUCAUCAGUCACCUCUGAAAAGAAACCCCCAAAGGAGAAAUGCCAGGAAUAUCCUAGCCAGAACCUCAAGCUCCCAGAUCAAGGAGAAGGACUUGAAAGCAGGUAGCAAACAGUAAUUCCAAUAUUGUGGAGCCACAGUAAGGUAUCCUCCUCUAAUAGUAUAUUGGAUUGCCAGCUCUGAAAUUCCCUUCUCUCUGGCUUCUCCUGGGCCUGACAUUCUGCAUAGUCAGAUCCCAGGAAAUUGGACACUUUCAGUUUUCUGGCUCUCACCAUCUCAGCUCUUUCUAUGAUUUAAAUCCUCUCCCAAAUUGGAUAGUCAAGGUGAAAGUGUGAUCCUGCUCAGGGCCCAUCUCUCCUCAAUUGCCUCAUAGCUAAGCCAUUCUCUGUUGACCCUACCUUCUCAAAUCUCAUAGACUGGACACUCUGCCAUCUUCCUAUUCUGAUAGUGAUUGGACUGACAUCCCAUUAUAGGUUUUCUUCAUGCUAUGCUUUUACCAUGUUCUCUGGGAGGGCACCUCCCAGUGAGACACUCAGUCUCCUAAAGACUCUUCCAGGAAAAAUUUUGUUUGGCUUUUUUGGUGGUUUCAGUUUCUAAAAUCUAUUGAUAUUCCAAAGGCAGAUUUUAGGAAGGAAACAUUUUCAUAUUGUCAACAUGGAAAUAUAGAAGUCCUCAGUUUACUUAGUUUAAAGGUAGAAACCCCAGGCUUUGGCCUUGUCAUAGGAGAGUUUCCCCCUGAGGGAGGGUCCCACUUCACCAGGCAAUAGACAUCCGCUUCAGCUUUGGCGCAGUAGGUAGCAUAUCAGUCUCACAAGCUGAAGGUCCCAAGUUCGAUCCUCUGUAAGGAGGGUGUGAUAUACUGGGAGAGGCUUCUGGAGACAAAAGAGCUACUUGGUGGGUUUUACCUCCCCACCUGAAGUGGGUGUCUAUUGUCUGGUGAAGUGGGACCCUCCCUCAGGGGGAAACUCUCCUGUGACAAGGUCAAAACCUGGGGUUUCUACCUUUAAACUAAGUUAACUGGGGAUUUCUAUAUUUCCAUGCUGACAAUAUCAUAAAAUAUUUCAUAAGGACUGUUUCUCUAACAUUAAUAAUUCUUUUUUUAGGACAGAAUAUUGCAUGUUCUGUGAUAACUUUAUGAUCAUCUUUGAGAUAUAACCCUUCUACUCAUGUUCUUAUUUAUCAUCUUUAUAACAAUAGAAAUUUAUUUUUAUAUUAAUUUUACUGAGGUGCUUUGCCAUUCAUCAUCUUAUUUGAUUCUCUGACAACUGUGCAAAGAAUCACUUUUUAAAUUUUUUUCAAUUUUCCAAGGCAAUAAAAUGGAAAGAUAAUUUUUAAUAUUAGUUUUUUGUCUUAACUUUGAGUACCACAUUCCCACCCCCAGUCUUCCCCAGAAUGGUAAGCAUUCUGAUACAGAAUUUACUUGAGCAAUCCCUGUAGAGUUAUUUGAUGUUCAAAACCUUUUGUCCACUUGUAUUCUCUGGUUUUGUUCCCUUAAACUUCUUUUGGCAUUCAUAGUAUGUUUAACAACAUCUGCUCCUUAGAAAUACAAUAAUGCAAAUUCAGAAAUGGCUUGCUUUUGAAACUUGUGUACUUACAUGGUUUUUAAGGUACAACAACCUUUUCUGUGGGAAAUGCUGUAUUUUAUUACAUUUUUAACAGUUAUUCUUGUUCUUUUCAUGGUUUUCUUUUGUCAUUCAAACUAGUCUUGAUAUAUACAACAUUGCAUAUUGGGGGCAGAAUGAAGGUGGCAGGGCAAAAGGCCACAACAAAAGCCAAACCUCCACAAAAUCUCUCCCACAAGAGCAUCACAGGAAAUACUGAAUUCGUUUUUGAGUAGUAAACUCAGGAAAAUGUCUCAAGGAUUCCUUUUUCAAGCACAAGGAAUUUUAUGAGGAGGCAGGAGAGGCUUGCAGACCCCAGAAUGGAGCUGGCUCUUGGCAUGGUGGAUGUGGAUGGCCCCUAAAGAUGCUAGCAUCAGGCAGGCAGCAGGCAAGAAGCAGCUGGGAGGCGCAGUGGUAGUAAAGGCAGCAGCGGCACCAGUGCCAUGGAUAGAAAAGGGAUUGCAAGGAGAUCGCUUAUUUAUCCCAGGGCACAGGGUCAGGUGCUAAGUGGUAGCUCUGUUGUCCAUUAUGAAAUUCACAGUCGUAGUUCCAAGAUGAAGAGGAGUGUUAGUAGUCAGGAUGGAGCAUGUGCUCUAUCUGAAGAAAGACCAGAGCCAUGAUCAGUAGGCUGGUGGUCAGACCUCUACGGGGUGGAGACCACUUUGGAGGCACCAGAAACCUUAGAGGAACCACAGAUUGAUGUGUGAAAGGAAAAGGAUGUAAUAGACAGAAGCUCAGGCCAGUCAUCCCCUUUUACUGGAGAACAGAGCCCAAAUGUAACAUAAAAUCCAAAGUAAAGAAGUGGGUAAGAAAAUGAAGGAACUCAAAAAAGAAACAGAUGAUACAAAGCUACUAUGCUGACAGGGAAGCUUACAAUGUCAACUCAGAAAUCAACAAUUUAGUAAAAACUAGAGCAGUAUCAGAAAAAUUGGGAAAAGAAUUGAAAAAUGGGUGCAAAAUUGAUGGCCAGACAAUUAAUAGAUUAGUAAAAUACUAAUGAAAAUAACCCCAUAUAUAUCAAAAUUGUAUAAAGUUACAGAAACUCAGUGAACAUAUUAAAUCCUGAAAAAUUAGAAUUGGAAAAGUAGGAGCCAAUGAGCCUAUGACACAUUAAGAAAAAGAGGUUAUCAAUGUGCAAAGAGUGAAAAAAUAGAUUGAAAUGUGAAGUUUAGGAAAAGUAAUUGGCCUUCAAAAUAGGUGGAGGAGGGAGAAUCCCAGAAUCAUUGGACUACCUGAUGUCAAAUAGUCUUGACAUGUGAUUUCCAAAAGUUAUAAAGAAUCAUGUCCAGGUAGCUUGUAACCAAAUGAUAAAAUCACAAUUAAAAGAGUCCCAAUGUUACCUCAGAAAACUAAUCCCAAAGAAAAACUCCAAAGAAUAUUCUAACAACUACCCCCAAGCUCCUAGGUCAUGCAGAAAAGACUAAAAGCAAGUAGCAAACAGUAAUUCCAAUACUGUUGAGCUAGCAACAGUGAGGAUCACACAAGCCUUCUCCCAUACCAUUUUACAGGAUUGCUAGCUCCAAAAUUCCCUUCUCUUUGGCUUCUGCUAGGCCUGGCAUUCUGUGUGCUCAGAUCCCAAGGAAUUAGACACUUUCACUUCUCUAGCUUUCAUCAUCUCACCCAUUUCUGUGAUCUAACUCUCCUCCCAAGUUGGAUAAUUUAUCUUAGAGGGUGCCAUUGUGCUCCGGGCCAUCUAUUCUAAAUUACUUCCAAGGGUGCUCUCAUUUGACCAUAGCUUUUCAAGACUCGUAGUCUGGAUAGUAUGUCAGUUCCCUCUUGUGAUAGAGCCUAGACUGACAUGCCCACAUGGAAAUUCUCCAUGCUAAGCUGUUUCCAUGCCCUUUCAUGUUCUCUUGAAAGACAUCUCCAAGUUAGACAUUUGAUUUUCUCAAGACUGUCCAGCAGUUUUUUUUGUUUCAGUUUUUUUGUUGCUUUGAAUUUCCAGAUGUUUUGAUAUUCGAAAGGCAAAUUUUAGGAUAAAAUGUUUUCACAUUCUACCAUAUGUCAUCAGGAUCUUUUUCAGACAGUAAUAGUUCUAUUUUAGGGCAAUGAUUUGACCUCUGCUAGUAUCAUGAUCAUCUUUGCAACAGAAACACUUCUAUCACAUUAUCUACCACAUUAUCAUCAUCUUCACGGCAAUAGAAGCUCAUUUUGAUAUCCAGAUUUCUAGAAGUACUUUACCAUCCAUUGUCUUAUUUGCUUCUCUGUCAAUUGUGUAGAGGAUCAUUUUUGUCAUUCUUCAUUUUGCUCCUAUUAUUACAUGUAAAGUUGAUAUUUAAACAUUAGUUGCUUUGUUUUAAUUUUUGUGUUCCUAGUUGUCCCUGUCACUUCCUUGCUAGAACGGUAAGCAUUCUGAUAGAGAUUUUACAUGUAUAAUCAUAGUAUAGUUGUUUGAUAUUCAAAAGGCUUUUAUCCUUUGAUAUUCUGUUUUCCUUUUUACUUGUUUUGUAAAUCUUAGUAUAAGAAUUAUCAUAGAUUUCUUAGAAAUUCAAAUAUUCAAAAUCAGAAAUGGCUUCACUUUUGAGGCUUCUACUUACAGGAUAUUUUUCUAUAGGUGUAGCCUAUUAUUUCACCGUAAUGAUAGCAGGUAAAACAACCUUUCUUGUGGAAAACAGUACAUUUGAUUACAUUUUUAAUAGUUAUUAUUUUUUCACAUCCUAUUCUCUGACAUUCAGAUUAGGCAUUUCUAUUUGGAGAUCUGAGGCAAGAUGGUAGAGUGAAAUGUCAUAACAGCCAAACCUCCUCCACAAUCUCUCCUUCAAAAGAAUAACAAAAAAUCUCAUAUCAAUUUGUGAGCAGGAUAGCCAGGGAAAGAUCAGAAUGAUUCAUUUUUUAAGUACAAGGCAGCUGAGAAAGAUAAAAAGAGACUUCCACAUACGCUGGUGGAGCUUGAUCUUGGCAUUGUGGAAGUGGCAGGCACCUGAAGUAUGCCAACAGGCAGCAGCAGUGAGAGCAGCAGUGGUGGUGCGCAGCACCAGUCCCAGGGAUAGAAAAGGGGGCUUCCAAGUGAACUGCUAUUCUGUCCCUGGGUGUAGUGUCAGGUGCUAAUGGUUAGAUCUGUCAUCCAUUACUCAGAUUCAGGGGUGCAGUUCCAAAAUGUAGAAGAGUGGCUGUAGUCUGGAGGGAGCACGUGCCCUAUCUGAGAAAGGACCAGAGACAAUAUCAUCAGCCUAGUGACCAGACCUCUACCACGAGGUCAUCAUAUUGGAGGCACCAGAAAUCUACAGAAAUCAAAAUUGAGUUGUGAAAGCAAAAGGGUACACCACUGGAGAGCAGAGCCCAACUGUAAUAUAAGGUCUAAAGUAAGUGAGAAAAAUGAAUAAACUGAAAAAGAACCUGAUGAUACAAAGCUACUAUGGGGACAUGGAAGCUAAGGACACCAACUUAGAAAUUGGCAAUAUUUUAAAAAACUGGCAGAAAAAUUGGGAAAAGAAUUGAAAAGUGGGCACAAAAUUGGCAAAUAGAGAAUGAACAGCUUAGUCAAAUAGUGGGGCCCCAAAGCCUACAGAAAAUAUCCCCUUAGAUGUCAGAAUUCAAGAAAUGUUAAAAGGUACAGAAUCUGCUCAGUGAAAAAAUUUCAUCCUGAAAAACUAGAAUUGGACAAAUGGGAGCUAAUGAAUCCAUGACACAUCAAGAAAAACAGUGCAAUAUGCAAAGAGUGGGGGAAAAAUAGAUGAAAAUGUGAAGUAUAGGAAAAACAACUGACCUACAAAAUAGAUGGAGGGAGAAUUUCAGAAUCAUUGCAUUACCUGACAAUCCCAAUUAACCAAAGAGCCUUGACAUGUGAUUUCAAAAAGUUUUUAGAGAAUCAUUUCCAGAUAGCUUGUAACCAAAGGGCAAAAUCACAAUUGAAAGUAUAAUCUGGUCACCUUUGAAAAGAAAUCGGAGAAAUGCUAGGAAUAUCCUAGCCACAACCCUAAGCUUCCAGAUCAAGGAGAAGGACUUGCAAGAAAGUAGCAAACAGCAGUUUCGGUAUUGUGGAGCUACAGUGAGAAUCAUACAAAAUAUCUCCUCUAAUAUUAUAUAGGAUUGCCAGUUCUGAAAUUCCUUUCUCUCUGGCUUCUCCUGAGCCUGAUAUUCCAUGCCCUCAGAUCCCAUGGAAUUAGAUCUGUUAAUAUUUCAAAGGCAGAUUUAUUUCAUAAGUACCAUUUAUUUAAUAUUAUAUAUUCUUUUUUAGUACAGAGUAUGGUGUGACCUGUGAUAAUUUCAUGAUCAUCUUCAAGAUAUGCCCACUUCUACUCAUGCCAUUAUGUUAUCAUCAUCUUUAAAACAAUAGAAGCUUAUUUUGAUAUCAAGUUUUACAGGGGGCAGCUGGGUAGCUCAGUGGAUUGAGAGCCAGGCCUGGAGGUCCUAGGUUCAAAUCUGGCCUCAGUCACUUCCCAGAUGCAUGACCCUGGGCAAGUCACUUAACCCCCAUUGCCUAGCCCUUACCACUCUUCUGCCUUGGAACCAAUACACAGUAUUGAUUCCAAGAUGGAAGUUAAGGGUUUUUUAAAAAAAAGUUUUACAAAGGUGAUUUGCUGUCUAUUAUUUUAUUUG